Messenger RNA from Kuraishia capsulata CBS 1993, 1710 nucleotides. RefSeq lists its product as uncharacterized. Gene Ontology annotation, biological process: transmembrane transport. Gene Ontology annotation, molecular function: transmembrane transporter activity. The transcript has a single exon. The record is from RefSeq and is a predicted model, not a curated record. NCBI's taxonomy places the organism in Eukaryota, Fungi, Ascomycota, Pichiomycetes, Pichiales, Pichiaceae. The coding region runs from base 1 to 1710 and encodes 569 amino acids.
AUGAAAAUUGAAACAAGGCAAGAAAACUCUUACUCUUGUAUCUCUCUCAAAUAUAAUAAACUCUUGACACUUACAAUGAACGAAGAAGAUAUUAAGAUUCCUGGCACUAUUCAUCUGGUUGAUUUGGAGGGCACUCUGGAUGUCAGACACGAUGGAGAAAAGGACAUUGUGCUCGUUCCACAACCAACAGAAGAUCCGGAAGAUCCUCUUAACUGGAGCAAGAACAGAAAGAGGCUUCUGGCAUUAAGUCUGAUGAUAGCAGUGUUCUCGGCGGAUAUCCUGAGUACCUCAUUGUCUGCUGUCCUGUUGACCAUUGAAGCGGACACUGGAAUUCCUCUGGCAAACCUUAACACGGGUGUCGGUAUUCAGUAUUUGUUUUUCGGAUGGUCUACCCUACUCUGGCAGCCUUUUGGCCUGACCUAUGGACGUCGUCCAGCCCUGUUGCUUGGUGGUUUGGGAGUGUUGCUGUGCACAGUCUGGUCUGCCUACGUCAAGUCCAGUGGUGAAUGGUAUGUCAAUAGACUGCUCACAGGUACCUUUUACGGUCCCAUUGAGACCCUUAUUGAGGUGUGCAUCUCAGACGUGUUUUUUGCCCACGAACGUGGAACCUACAUUGCAUGGUACUGCUGGGUUUUGUUCAGCAUUCCAUUUGCCUGUGGUGUUCCAGCCGGAUUUGUUGCUUCGAACUUGGGCUGGAGAUGGAUCCCUUACAUCUGCUGCAUAAUUGCUGCUGCGUGUCUCAUCUUCAUGUUUUUUUUCUUGGAGGAGACCAUGUAUUACCGUGACCCAGCUCUAGAGCUGGACGGUACCGAUGUCAUCAGCAUCAGUGAGAACGAGAACAUGUCCAGCACCGAAGAGAAAGGCAAGAAUGCCGAUGUGGACGUUGCUGUGGACGAAGUCGUUGAUAGUACCCGUUCUCCUGCGCUCGUCUACCAAAGGAAGACCUACGCGCAGAAACUCAAGUUCUGGGGAGCGCGUGAUUCUAAGCAAAGAAACGUUUUUUUCCAGUCCAUGUGGAUUCCUUUUUCCCUGAUCAGAUUCCCAUCCAUUGCCUUUGGUGGUAUGGUUGUUGGCUCUGUAUUGUCCUGGUUUAAUGUUGUGAAUGCUACCAUCGCUGUGGUUUUAGCUGCUCCUCCAUAUAACUUCUCUGGAAACAUGAUAGGAGUGUUUUUCGCAGCUCCUUUCAUUGGCAUUUCUGUUGGUGCUUUCUUCUCUGGAAAGAUAGUUGAUACUUGGACCACUAUGAGGGCUCGUAAUGCCAGAGGUUUCAGAGAACCAGAAGAACGUCUGUGGCUCUCUGUCGUUCCAAUGGUGACCCAUCCAUUAGGAUGUUUCCUCUUUGGAAUUGGUGCUGCCCAUGGAAUUCAUUGGGUCGGUUUGGCAUUUGGCUUAGCAUUUGUCUGUGCUACUUUCCCAAUGGGUUCUGCUGUUGCCAUUAACUACAUCAUUGACUGUUAUAAGGAAGUGUCAGGAGAUGGUCUGGUCACUAUGAUUCUCAUCAGAAACUCUCUUGGUUUUGGGUUCUCUUAUGCCGUCACACCUUGGUUGGAUGCCGUCGGAGUUCAGAACUUGUUCAUUGCCAUUGGAUGUCUUGGGGUCUUCUUCUGGGGUCUUUCGUUUGCCGUCAUUGUCUUUGGGAAGAAGAUGAGAAAGGGCACAGCCAAGUCGUACUGGAGGUUUAUUGCAAAGUACGGUUUGAAGGCUCAUUAA